Auxenochlorella protothecoides is the source of this 900-nucleotide messenger RNA. RefSeq lists its product as hypothetical. NCBI's taxonomy places the organism in Eukaryota, Viridiplantae, Chlorophyta, Trebouxiophyceae, Chlorellales, Chlorellaceae. The coding region runs from base 1 to 900 and encodes 299 amino acids. The record is from RefSeq and is a predicted model, not a curated record. The transcript is spliced from 8 exons.
AUGAACGUGACCAAGGAUGCAGCCCAGGGAAUCAUUGCGGGACUCAAUGCUGGGCUGUCUCGAAUGGAGGUGGAGUUCCCGCUCACCACCGAGAUCAAUGGAUUCAAGGACAGUGCGGAUCAAUUCCUGGAUGCCAACAUCCAACUCGCCAUUGCGGCCGGCAGGGUGAUUCACAAGGAGACAGGGAAGAAGGUCCAUCUCCUGCUGCCGGAUGGCACCGAGUACCGGCGAGCCAUGGGGCUGUAUGGGACCGGGCUGUCCUUGGGCAGCGGCGUCACGCUCGGACACCUCCGGGAGUCGCGGCCUGGGAAGUUUGGGACCUGGUUCCGGGCGCAGGCGAACUCCGCGGACCCUGAUGUGGACGCCGCCGCGGCGGGGAGGGGGGCGGAGGUGUUCUUUGCCCUGAAUGCGUCCGCCGUGGAGCUGCCAGACAUCGAGCGGUAUGCCACCGACAGCCUGGAUGCCAGCAAGCCCCUGAUCACGUGGAACCUGGCGCUGGACACCCUCCGCGCAGACCUGGGGCUCCUGGGGUUCCCAUCAAAAGCCUUGCAUGACCGCUUCCUCUCCUUUUUCAAGCCUGUGCUCUAUGUCCGCCCCCGGGAUUACUCCAAGAGCACUGCCUCGCCUCCAUACAUCUCCAACUACAGCGGAAUCCUGUUCCGGGAGUUCCCGGGGGAGUGGAAGGUCAUGCUGCAGCAACCAAAUGGCUCUUACACUGUCGUGGAAGGCCGACCCACUCGGUACACCCUGGGAGAGUUCAAGGACGUGUUGAUGCGGGCGGCCGGGCUCGACACUGACGCCCAGGGGUCCCUGCUGUCCUUCCUUCGCAAAGGAUACAAGACCAAGACUUGGUGGGAGGAGAGGGAGGACAAGGAGCUCUCGCCCGCCUGGAGAGAGUGA